GGGUACUUGGGGGCUCUCGGGGGUCUCUCCGGGGUCACCAUGGCCCCCCCGUGCUCCUGGCUCCUGGUGAUGGUCGCACCGUUGCUGCUGUUGCCCCCCGGGGCCGCCCCCUCCCCCCCCGCCAUAAGCGACGCAGAAAUUGAGGAGUUUCUGCGGGGCUUCCUCUGGCCGGGGGACGGCGACAGCGACGGGGACAGGGACGGGGACAGCGACAGCGACGGGACCGAGCUGGGCUUUGGUACCCACCCGGACACCGGCACCGGCACCGGCUCCCCGGGACCUCUGGGGGCGGCGGAGCCCCCGAAAGGCAAGAAGGGGAAGAAGGAAAAAGCCCCCAAACCUACCAAGAAGCCCAAGGAGAGACCUCGGGGGUCCAGGAAGGACAAGGACAAGGAAAGGGACAGGGACAAGGAGAGGGGCAAGGGCAAGCCCCCCAAGAAGCCCAAGGAAAAAGCCCCCAAAGGCUCCAAAAAGCCCAAGGAGAAGCCACCCAAGGAGAAGCCACCCAAGGCCACCAAAAAACCCUCCGGGAAGAAGCCACCCGAGCCCCCGACAGCCCCCCCGCAGCCCCCGCUGGAGGAGGGGAUCCCGGGGACCCCCCAGCUGCCGGAGCAGCCCCCGUCCCGCGGGGAGGAGGGGGAUGGAGGUGCCCGAGGGGGAUUGGAGGAGCCACCGAGCGAGGCCUGGGACCUGGGACGAGAGGGGUGGCAUCCGGAGCCUGAGGUCCCCGAGGAGCCGGAGCCCCCGACUCUGGACUACAACGAGCAGCUGGAGCGGGAGGACUAUGAGGACUUUGAGUACAUCCGACGGCAGCAGAGACCCCACAAGCCCCCCAGCAGGAUGAAACCCCCCAGGGUUUGGCCCCAGCCCGAGGAGCCAUUGAAACCAGAGGUGCCAUCUGCCCCCCCACCUCCCUCCCCAACCCUCCCGGUGACCGAAGGGGACUACGAGGAGGGCUUUGACCCCCCCGACUAUGAUGACCUGCAGUAUGGGCUGCCUCCCCCACCCCCCCCGGCCAAGCCCCACAAGCACCCGGACAAGGGCGAGGAGAUGGAGACGGACGAGGAGAAGCUCAAACCCUGGAAGCCCAAGAAGGGUGGGAGCAGCAAGGAGGAGGAGGAGGAGGAUCCUUGGGCUGAGGAGAAAGGCCGGGACCGCAAAGAAAAACCAAAAAAAACAGGAGGGAAGAAGUUGGACCCAGAUGAGGAUGAGUGGGCCCCUCUGGAGGAGAAGACAAGCUGUCCCCCGAUCGGUCUGGAGUCUCACCGCAUUGCUGACGAGCAGCUCCUGGCUUCCUCCAUGCUGCGCCACGGCUUGGGCGCCCAGCGUGGCCGCCUCAACAUGCAGGCGGGCACCAACGAGGACGAUUUCUUUGACGGGGCCUGGUGUGCCGAGGACGACGGGCGGGCACACUGGCUGGAGGUGGACACGCGCCGCACCACCAAGUUCACUGGAGUCAUCACCCAGGGCCGUGACUCCCAGAUCCACGAGGACUUUGUCACCAGCUUCUACGUGGGCUUCAGCAACGACAGCCAGAACUGGGUGAUGUACAGCAACGGCUACGAGGAGAUGAUGUUUUAUGGCAACGUGGACAAGGACACCCCGGUGCUGACCGAGUUCCCCGAGCCCGUGGUGGCGCGGUACCUGCGCAUCUACCCCCAGCGCUGGAACGGCAGCCUCUGCCUGCGCAUGGAGGUCCUGGGCUGCCCCCUCUCCUCCAUCAGCAGCUACUACAGCCAGCAGAAUGAGGUGACCUCCACCGACAACCUGGACUUCCGCCACCACAGCUACAAGGACAUGAGGCAGCUGAUGAAGGUGGUGAACGAGGAGUGUCCCACGAUCACCCGAAUCUACAACAUCGGGAAGAGCUCCCGGGGGCUGAAGAUCUACGCCAUGGAGAUCUCUGACAACCCGGGCGAACACGAGAUGGGAGAGCCGGAGGUGCGGUACACGGCAGGGCUGCACGGCAACGAGGUGCUGGGCCGGGAGCUGCUGCUGCUGCUCCUGCAGUUCCUGUGCCGGGAAUUCCAGGCAGGGAACGCUCGGGUGCGGAGCUUGGUGACCCAAACCCGCAUCCACAUCGUCCCCUCCCUCAACCCCGAUGGCUACGAGCUGGCCCGCCAGGCGGGCUCGGAGCUGGGUAACUGGGCACUGGGCCACUGGACAGAGGAGGGCUACGACCUCUUUGAGAACUUCCCCGACCUGGCAUCCGUGCUGUGGGCGGCUGAGGAGAGGAAACUGGUGCCCCACAAGUUCCCCAACCACCACAUCCCCAUCCCUGAGCACUACCUGGCUGAGGAUGCCACGGUGGCAGUGGAGACCCGUGCCAUCAUGGCGUGGAUGGAGAAGAAUCCCUUCGUGCUGGGAGCCAACCUGCAGGGCGGGGAGAAGUUGGUGUCCUACCCCUUCGACACAGCCCGGACCCUCACCCAGACACCAGCAGCCGCCCCUCACCCCCCCGACUAUGAGGAUGCCCCCCCCGAGCUGCAGGAGACCCCUGACCACGCCAUCUUCCGCUGGUUGGCCAUCUCCUACGCCUCGGCCCACCUCACCAUGACCGAGACUUUCCACGGGGGCUGCCACACGCAGGACGUCACCGACGCCAUGGGCAUCGUGCAGGGGGCCAAGUGGCGCCCCCGGGCCGGCACUAUGAACGACUUCAGCUACCUGCACACCAACUGCCUGGAGCUCUCCUUCUACCUGGGCUGUGACAAAUUCCCCCACGAGAGCGAGCUGCAGCAGGAGUGGGAGAACAACAAGGAAUCGCUGCUCACCUUCAUGGAGCAGGUGCACCGGGGCAUCAAGGGCUCAGUGAAGGACCAGCAGGGAGAACCCAUCGCCAACGCCACCAUCGUGGUGGGGGGCAUCGACCACCCCGUCAGGACAGCCGCCGGGGGCGAUUACUGGCGCAUCCUGAACCCGGGGGAGUACCGGGUGUGGGCCCGGGCCGAGGGGUACAACCCCAGCGCCAAGACCUGCAGCGUCUUCUACGACAUCGGGGCCACCCAGUGCGACUUCGUCCUCUCGCGUUCCAACUGGAAGCGCAUCCGGGAGAUCAUGGCCAUGAACGGGAACCGCCCCAUCCUGCGCCCGGUGCCGGGCCGCCCCAUGACCCCCCGGGAGCGGCUCCGCCUGCGGCUGCG
Calypte anna (Anna's hummingbird) is the source of this 3143-nucleotide messenger RNA. It is a transcript of the gene AEBP1, whose product is annotated as AE binding protein 1. The annotation marks the transcript as partial. Gene Ontology annotation, molecular function: DNA-binding transcription repressor activity, RNA polymerase II-specific; zinc ion binding; RNA polymerase II transcription regulatory region sequence-specific DNA binding. Gene Ontology annotation, biological process: proteolysis; negative regulation of transcription by RNA polymerase II. NCBI's taxonomy places the organism in Eukaryota, Metazoa, Chordata, Aves, Apodiformes, Trochilidae. The record is from RefSeq and is a predicted model, not a curated record. The transcript has 21 exons.